GGCAAUUGUAUUUGUGUUUGCAUCACCCAGACAUUUUGCUGUGAAACAGUAUAUGUUGUUGUCGCCAAUGAGUGCAGGGUACGUAACGUCAGUUGUUGAUUUGACCUGACUUGGUAUGAUAAACUACAAAUCCCAGCACCGCCCUAAUUGUGGAUUCGUCCUGUUUUCUGAGUAGCGACACGUCACCUCACGUCACUACCGCACCUGCGCAGCCAUCUUGAGCCGCUAGCAAGCAACGGGCACAGAAAGGCAAAAAAACAGGAGUAAAAUACAACAGCCUAACCUGAGGAAACAGGGAUACGUCCGCUAGAAUCAAGGACAUAUGAAACAAUAAAGGUCGAACACAGUGGAACGACCACGGGACAAUAACGGAGACGGUAAAACAGCCAUCUAAGUGCCUCGGAUACCCGGACCUACAAGUCAUCUUUUUCGCCGGAAUAGGACGGAAGAGUCGAGUCGCCGACAGAAAAACAUCCAGAGUGAAACCAUGAAUCCAGAAUAUGACUACCUGUUCAAGCUCCUGCUCAUCGGAGACUCUGGAGUAGGAAAGUCCUGUCUCUUGCUCCGCUUCGCCGACGACACCUACACUGAGAGCUACAUCAGCACCAUCGGAGUGGACUUUAAGAUCCGCACCAUCGAGCUGGACGGCAAGACCAUCAAACUACAGAUUUGGGACACUGCUGGUCAGGAGAGGUUUCGCACCAUCACCUCCAGUUACUACCGCGGAGCCCACGGCAUCAUAGUUGUAUAUGAUGUGACGGAUCAGGAGUCCUAUAACAACGUCAAGCAGUGGCUUCAGGAAAUCGACCGCUACGCCAGCGAAAAUGUCAACAAGCUGCUGGUGGGCAACAAGUGUGACCUGACCACCAAGAAAGUAGUGGACUACACAACAGCCAAGGAGUUCGCCGACUCCUUGGCCAUCCCCUUCCUGGAGACGAGCGCCAAGAACGCCACCAACGUGGAGCAGGCCUUCAUGACCAUGGCCGCGGAGAUCAAGAAGCGCAUGGGCCCCGGGGCCACGGCCGGCGGAGACAAGCCCAACCUAAAGAUCGAGAGCACCCCCAUCCGGCAGUCUGGAGGGGGCUGCUGUUAAGAGACCCCCUUGCCCCCCCCCCCCCCCCCAUCACCACCCCCCUCCACCAUUUCCACUGAAUUCUCCCUUUCUGUGGUCCCUCCCAUGAUCUCUGUCACUCCCUCACCGCACCGUUCCCCCAGAAACACCCUGUUACCCAGACUCCCUGAGUGACGGUUGGCCCAACAGAGGAGUAACCUGUUAGUGUUUAGAUUAGUAAACAGAUUGAAACUUUACAAGGUUCAUUUGGGGCACCCAUCAAACAACCGAGAGAGGAAAGCUGUGAGGGAGGGACAGACGCCAAGGCUAACAGGACAGAAAGAAAACGGACUGGGGGGGGGGGGGGGCAGAUGAAGAUUAGGUUUUUGGGGAGGAACAGGUUAAAAGAGAUUUCAGCCUUUUGGCCAAAUUCUCGUCAGGCUGCGUCUGUCUUUGUUGAUCUCAUUUUAGGUCCAAACUGGAAUUAUUUACCUACACACACACACACACACACACACAUUUUCAGUGUGCUCGAGUCACACACUGUAGGAAGCAUCAUCUCUAUUUAUUGAUGAAGGCCCAUUCGGUGAGGCUCCAUCCGUCAUCCUCCUCAGCCUCCACGCUCACUUUCUUAAGAUGUGUUCAGACGGGAUGCAAAGGGACUUUUCGCAUUACGUCAUUCAGGUGAAUUUGAGCCACAUACCUGAUCUCCUGCACUUGCUGUGGGUGAAAUCUUAUUUAUGCCCACUCAAGACUUUCCACUGACUUUGCACGUCCCGUCCCGUCUGAACACACCUUUCUAAGCUUCUGUUUAGAUGGAAGCAGUUAAGGGAAUAAAAAAAGAGGUCGCUUUUACAACUCUUCACAUUUAGCCAACCGCUGCAUUAAGUGAGCAUGAUUGUCGGAUUAAAGGUGUGCCGUGGGAAAAAGGGGUUUUAAGAUGCUGUUAGAAAAUCCGGCAAGCAUUUCAUUUGAAGCGUAUUAAAGCGGCAAAGAGAAAUGUCUUUCCAGAAACAAGCUAGGCAGCGCGGUGACCACUCGCGCGGCUAGUUAGCGAGCCACAGCGGGCUAACUUCUAACCAGUUCGCAUAGCCAGCUAGAUGCAAGUUAACACAGUUUACCCAAGAGACCAAUUUGUACCAUCUUGUCUGCAGACUGUCUCUUUGUGAGGGAGCUAACGCGAUAGCUAACGCGAUAGCCUGACCCGAUGUCUGACUCUUUGGCUCUCUGUUCCCUCUGAAGUCAGAACUGCCAACACGGUUUAAAUUGAUGUCAGAAAUUCACCACAGUUGAUUUACAGAAAAGCUUUGUGCAGAUUUACUUUGCGGCUAUUCAGCUGAAAUAAAUCAGUUUAGUCUCAAAAGGUUUCCGUCACACAUGCUGGGGUGAUCCAGGCCUCUGAACCUGUAAUGAGAUCACAUACAGCAGCACAGACUCACUGUAGUAGUAGUAGUUGUAGUUGAUUCCACAAAUAGAGCUGGGCUGGAGGCGGUGGUUGUGAGAGCUGCAGUAUACGUUGUUAGUUUUGUAGUCUUCAUUUAAUCUAUAAAAGAAAGCAAUGUGACAAAAUGCUGUAACAUUUAGCACAGCCACUUCCUGGAAUGACACUAAAUAUUACAGUCCAGGGGCAGAUAACACUGCACAGAUGAAGAAGAGUGAGGGGGGGGGGGGGGGCACUCAGUUUAACUUAAAGAGAAACGAUUGGCAAAAUCCUGCAUAUUCUUACAAUGACUUAUUAUUGUCGUGGUUUAUAUUGGUUUUUUUUCAUUUUUAUUUUUCAUACUGAUUUUACAAUAACCCAAAGCUCUCGUGUUCCGUAUGUGACGGAGGAGGUUUCAGGACGUCACUACAUUCUUGCUUGUUUGCAGAUGAAGCCGAGGAGGAGACGUGGUGUGGGUGUGUCUGUCGGCUGAGGAUGGAUGUGUGUGUGUGUGUGGGGGGGGGUCCUUGUCCCUCUCCUGUGCAUCGGAAGCUUUAGUGUUCCAGUUUGUCGUUUCUUGUGUAUUCCUUCUUCUUACAUUUCAGUCCUUAACACCAAUGACUCCGUUCAAAUGAACGAGGAAGUGUGUUUGCGUUUUCAGACGCUGUCGGAGGAUUGGAGCUCUUCUGAAGUAGACUGAGGCCUUUACAGUCAACAGGACGGGUGGUUUAACAUUUGGACACGGGAAGACU
Molecule: messenger RNA, 3223 nt
Organism: Anarrhichthys ocellatus (wolf-eel)
Lineage: Eukaryota; Metazoa; Chordata; Actinopteri; Perciformes; Anarhichadidae
Gene: rab1ba
Product: zRAB1B, member RAS oncogene family a
Exons: 6
Coding region: 488-1093 (201 amino acids)
Molecular function (GO): GTPase activity; GTP binding
Source: RefSeq, a predicted model, not a curated record